AUGGAUUUACUAGGUCAACUUGCGUUUCCUUAUGUCCAGGAUGAAGACUCCAAUGCCACCUUGAGUAAAUUGAUUUUAACAGAUGAAUUCGACUCAAGACGUGCAAUCUUGAGUUUAAAUGACAAGAAACAGUUUGACUCCCUUAAAAUGAUAUAUACAACCACUCAACAACCAAUUCAACAUCUAACAUCUUAUAUUGAAAAUCCAGAUAAAGAAGAAAAAGAUAAAUUUCCAUUACUAGUCAAGAUCAGUCCUGAGUUUAACAAAUUAAAGUUUCAUGUAUCCAUCAAACCCGAGACUGGAUUUGCCUCGCGAUCUCUUGUGAUUGUCAAGUCCAUUGGCAUCACAGAUGUGGAUAUAUUGAAAAACCAACUUUAUGAUGAUAGUAGUCCUGAAAGUUCUAGAACUGAAUUGUCAAGAUUACAAUACUCGAAAUUGCCAAUUGAUGGCAACAAUCACGUAUUCCAAAAGGUUAUAAUUAAUGAUUUUUUCGAACCCAAAAUCGUGAAUGAUACCAAAUUGACAAUAUCUAUGUGGGAACACGAUUCCGAAUCUAAUGAUUUCAGACAUCUUUUUAAUUUUAGUAUUUGGAUAGAUAAAUUGCAAGUGGUUGAACAGAAAAUCAAUAAAUCCCUGUUCUCAUUGACAACGAAAGGUCAGCCGUUGGAAGAUAAAUCCCCCGAGACAAAGUUAUUCAGUUUGGGCGAUUUCCGUAAAGAAUUUAGCAUUGAUAUCGAAGAUGGUCCAGAUUUUAGAAAGACGCUAACACGAUUGGAAAACUCAGUACCAUUAGCUAGACGAAUUUAUAGUUCCUUGAUUGACGAAUUUAAGCUAUUGGAAUCUAAUGUCAGAAGAAUAUCCGCGUCUAAGAUUAAAAUAAUGGAAGCAGUUGACUCGUUAAUUGAUUUAGAGUCUACGUCCUUGCUAAGAGAAUUUGGGUUUCAAAAUGAUUUUCAUGUUGUUUUCCGAGCACUCUUUGAACCAUUUGAAAAGAAUACCAGUUUCUUCUUUGAGAAUAUUUGUGAUCACAAGCAGUUGACUAAAGUAUACAAUAAUAUCGGUUUGAAACAACUGGAUUCUAUCAAUGUACAAGCUGAAAUGCAACGGAAAUUUGAGUCUGAUUCUAAAGAGUAUUAUAGUUGGCUCAAUAAGUAUCUUUCUAAUGAAAAAGAAAGACCCGAGCUGAAAUUAUUGGCGAAAAGAAAAGUUUUUGAACUUUCGAAAUUUGAUUAUUUGAAUAAUCUUAGUAAAGUUACAAAUAAUCAGUAUGUGAAUGUCUUGAUUGAAAAUUUAUUCAAGUUUCUCAAUUUAAAAUAUGAUGAAAUCCAUCCUAGGUUGCUUGAUUAUCGCUCGUUCAAAGAUAAAAAAUCAAAUCAACGUCUUCUUGGUGAUAACUACCAGAUUUAUCUUAAUGUGUUGUUGCGAUUCAAUAGUGAAAAAUAUCAGUUUAGACAAAUGAUCGAGGCGUGUCAAUCAAAUGAGGAAUUGACUAAUUUGAUUCGUCAUAACAUAUUAAAUCACAAGUCGGCAAACACAUCAAAUUCAGCUCCAUCUACAAAUGCAACCAAUUCAUCUUCAAAUCUUAUUACGUCGGCAAUUGACGAGUUCAUUGUUACUAAAGAGAACUUUGAUUUGGUAUUUUCUGAUAUUGAACCUCCAAGCAAUGAGAUUAGUGGUGAUGACGCAGAAAAAUCAGGAAUAUUAUUUACCCUUGGGGGUCAGAAGAAGCAAGGAUGGCACAAAGAAUGGGUUGUGUUGGAAAAGGGCCAGUUGAUUGAGUAUGCUGAUUGGAGAAAGGGAAGAACUCCAAUUAAUAAACCCAUUGAAAUAGCAAUUGCUAGUGUUAAAGCUACAACAUAUGAUAAGCGUCAAUUUUGUUUUGAAGUUUUAACUUCUACAGGUACAAAACGUGUAUUUCAAGCAUUUGAUAACGACGAUCGAAACAAAUGGGUGAAAGCGUUGUACAAUGCGGGUCAAUUAGUCAAUACUCUGCGAUUGGAAAAAUCUUUCAGUAAAGACAUCGCACGUGAAGGAAGAAAGAAAACCAUUGGUAAAUUAAUCACUGACUUUAAAGAGAAACCAGUUAUUCCUGGUCAGGAUCGAUCAAUAUCACCUAUUUCGUUGACGUCGAAAGCUCAACCAGUGGAAAAGGACUAUCUUCAUUUGGUGAGAUCCAUUCCUAAUAGUGAUAAUAAUAGCUGUUUAGAUUGUGGAUCACUUGAGCUGGUGGAGUGGAUUUCUAUAAACACGUUGUCAUGUUUCUGUGUUAAAUGUGCUUCAUGUCACCGUAAUAUUGGUUCUCACAUUACCAAGAUUCGGUCAUUGAAGUUGGACAAAUUUGAGAAUGAAACAGAAUUAUUAUUAAAAUACAUUAAUAACCGUAAAGUUAAUUCAUAUUUAGAAGAGAACUUGGCAGUUGAAGAAAAGAUCAAGCCCGAAGCUAAUGAUGAAACCCGACUUAAAUUUAUCAAGAACAAAUACUUGCAAAAGAAAUACAAGUCGGUUAUUCCUGAUAUCAAUAAUUUGCUUGUUAGGGCUAUUCAGAAGAUAAAUAUUCCUGAUGUAUUAAAGUACAUUCUUUGUGGUGGUGAUAUCAAUUUGAAUAUUCAAAUUAACAUUCCGAACAAGAAUGAGUAUUUGGUAAUUUCAUUAUUUGAAUACUCAUUACGAAAGUAUAUCGAGAUUACUGAUGAGGAUGGCCAGCCAUUUGGUGGAACUUCCAAAAAAUUAUUUAUAAUUUCCGAAUUAUUGAUUUUGAAUGGAUGUAAGGUGUCUGAACAUAUCAAAGAUUUGCAAAAGGAGGAUUUGGGUCUAACGGAUGCGGCUAUUGAGUAUUGGAAAAUCAGAAGUUUGAAGCUCAGUGGUACCAGGCUGCAUUAA
This is a messenger RNA of Candida tropicalis MYA-3404, 2880 nucleotides long. It is a transcript of the gene AGE1, whose product is annotated as Age1p. Gene Ontology annotation, cellular component: endosome; trans-Golgi network. The coding region runs from base 1 to 2880 and encodes 959 amino acids. The transcript has a single exon. Gene Ontology annotation, molecular function: GTPase activator activity. The record is from RefSeq and is a predicted model, not a curated record. Gene Ontology annotation, biological process: intra-Golgi vesicle-mediated transport. Lineage: Eukaryota; Fungi; Ascomycota; Pichiomycetes; Serinales; Debaryomycetaceae.